GACAUAUGUGACGUGUUCAUGAGAUACAGCCUUGGUCCUCCGGGAAUCAGGGUUGCUCUCCCAUCGCCGCGACUCAUCAGCACGAAUGUCAACGCCUCCAGCGGGCCGGCCGUCUUGCUUUGCGAAACUAAACAGUUUAUCCGCCCGGAAAGCGAAACCCACUGCAUGAGAUGGAUGUGUGGAAGCGCCGGUCGUCAUAGGCAGUCAGACUGCCAUUGAAUGCUACCACCUACUUCCGGCAGCGAAACGACGCAAACCCCAGAUGAGCUUGCGCAGCUGGCGUGCGGACCGGAUUUGCAUAAAUGCGCACUAGCGAGGCUGAUCGAUCAUCCCGAUCAAUCUCGGAACCUAGUCCUGGCCGACUUCAUUCGUCGAUUCGCAGAAAAUCCUCGUGUGAUUGGAUUGCCGUUGCGAGCGAUGUCCUUUCUCUAUGCGGCACCUCAGCUUUGUCUCGUCCACUCCAUCACUGCCAAUCUUUUUUUUCAGCCGCUGCAAGCAGCCAAACAAUGCACGCGAUCCUGGAAGUCUGGCGCAAUACCAAUGCAUGCAAUAUAUCAAUGCUAUUAUUGGACUCGGCUCAUUUGUUGCGUUACACAAACGACGACGGUCGGUGAUCUGAGGAAGAGGCAGUACGUGGCUGGUCAGUGGACGAUGGCUUCAACGGGCUCCCAGGACGUUAUGUCAGCGUUGACCCGCACCGGUCUGCAUCGCUCGCGGCGGCUCGCGAACAUGUCACUACACUGUGCUGCUCGCCGCUACCAGACUCCACGGGCUUGAUGAUUUAUUCACCAUGACCUUUGGGUCCGCUACAAUCACAAGGUUACUGGCGGAAUGCAUCGCAUCUGCAGGUACAACCUUAUGCCGCAACUCUAAAAUAGGAGCCAUGUUGCAAUCACUUGCAUGUUGCAAGCCAUCUUGACAAGCUCCGGGAAUAGGAUGCUCGGAAUUUCACCUCUGGUCCCAACUCAUACAGUAACUAUGGCGUGGCGAAAACACCAGAAGCGCAAUGUGUCACGUACCGGCACAAGGCCACAAAGAGUUCAGAGUCACUUGAGGAAGGUCGAACAAGUCUGCCGAUUUUCUUCUCCGGGCCACGUGCCGGAGGCUGGAGUUCAAGACUGUCUCAGUGGUGUGCACCCAUCCACGCUACGGAAACUAUUGUCUAAUCUCCCAGAGUGAAUGACGCAAGAUCUCAGUUCAACAAUGGCACUGCACAAACAUCGCGAGUCUCUCUGUAUCCCAAUCGACGCUCGUAAUCUUGGGGGAGAUCCUUGUGGUAAACCUGACUUUCCGCCAUAUUUUCCGAGCCAACCUGAGAUUGCGACUGUCGAGACGGAGCUCAACAACCAAUAUCACAGGCCAUGCACGUUGCACGCCCUGGUCAUGCUGCGCCGCUAUCGACUACCAUUCCACGCCGCGCCGCGCGAUAUGCAGCAUCGAUACGAUAUUGAUACAUCUAACAUUCCGAUUAUAGCAAGACCUCAAACAACGCAGACACUUCCGGUGCAACUGGCACCUAGGAUGAUGGCCGGCUAGCACGGAGAACCACAAGAGCCUGGUUCCGUCACGACAUGGAUGGCCUGGUAUCAGCCUUGACAUGAAGCGAGCUCUCCUCGUCAACGGGCUCCGUAAUCCUACUCAUGUCAUUCAUUCGAUACCGCCAUCCGAAUCCCACAUUCCAGCUUCCUCGGACGCUAUGGAAGGUCUCUCCCUCGUGCAUGACGACUUCGCAGAGGAUGCAGUAUCGACAUUGGCAGAGUUGACAACGAAAGAUGUUGCCGUCGGCCGCCGUGGUGUGAAUAUAUCCAUAGCUGCAGGUGGCCGAGGGACACACCCGGAAGAGCGGAUCUUGCUUCAUGAACUCGAGACUAGCCUUGUCCGUAUAUCUUCACACCAAAGUAGUCAGUAAAAAU
Molecule: messenger RNA, 1913 nt
Organism: Sphaerulina musiva SO2202
Lineage: Eukaryota; Fungi; Ascomycota; Dothideomycetes; Mycosphaerellales; Mycosphaerellaceae
Exons: 2
Coding region: 1204-1536 (110 amino acids)
Source: RefSeq, a predicted model, not a curated record